Molecule: messenger RNA, 11806 nt
Organism: Melanotaenia boesemani (Boeseman's rainbowfish)
Lineage: Eukaryota; Metazoa; Chordata; Actinopteri; Atheriniformes; Melanotaeniidae
Exons: 80
Coding region: 78-11711 (3877 amino acids)
Cellular component (GO): myosin complex
Molecular function (GO): cytoskeletal motor activity; actin filament binding; ATP binding
Source: RefSeq, a predicted model, not a curated record
AGCAUCUUCGGACUCGAGCAGAUAUCACAACAUUUUUUAUUGUUUUAAACGAGCUGAGUCUCGACUAAAGUGCCAUCAUGAGCACAGAUGCUGAAAUGGAGCAGUAUGGCCCUGCGGCCAUAUUUCUUCGCAAGCCAGAGAGAGAGAGGAUUGAGGCUCAGAACACUCCUUUUGAUGCCAAAACAGCCUUUUUUGUGGUUGAUGAAGCUGAGAUGUAUCUGAAGGGUAAACUGGUAAAGAAAGAGGGUGGCAAAGCCACAGUUGAUACAGAUACGGGAAAGAGUGUCACUGUGAAAGAGGAUGACAUCCAUCCCAGGAACCCUCCAAAGUUUGAUAAAAUUGAGGACAUGGCCAUGAUGACCCACCUCAACGAGCCCUGCGUGUUGUAUAACCUCAAAGAGCGUUAUGCAUCAUGGAUGAUCUACACCUACUCUGGGUUGUUCUGUGUGGUCGUAAACCCCUACAAGUGGCUUCCUGUGUAUGACGCUGUCGUUGUAGCAGGAUACAGAGGGAAGAAGAGGAUUGAGGCUCCACCCCACAUCUUCUCCAUCUCUGACAAUGCCUAUCAGUUCAUGCUCACUGAUCGUGAGAAUCAGUCUAUUCUGAUCACUGGAGAAUCUGGUGCAGGAAAGACUGUCAACACCAAGCGUGUCAUCCAGUACUUUGCAACAAUUGCAGCUCUUGGUGGCAAAAAGGAGCAAGUUCCUGGCAAAAUGCAGGGCUCCCUUGAGGACCAGAUUGUAGCUGCCAACCCUCUGCUGGAGGCUUAUGGUAAUGCCAAGACUGUGAGGAAUGACAACUCUUCCCGUUUUGGUAAAUUCAUCAGGAUCCACUUUGGCACAAGUGGCAAGCUGGCUUCAGCUGAUAUUGAGACGUAUCUGCUGGAGAAGUCCCGUGUCACCUUCCAGUUGUCUGCUGAGAGGAGCUACCAUAUCUUCUAUCAGCUGAUGACAGGCCACAAGCCUGAGCUCAUUGAGGCUCUUCUGAUCACCACCAACCCCUAUGACUACCCAAUGGUCAGUAUGGGUGAGAUCACUGUCAAGAGCAUCAAUGACAUUGAGGAGUUCAUUGCAACAGAUACUGCCAUUGACAUCCUGGGAUUCACUGCUGAUGAGAAAUUUAACAUCUACAAGCUGACUGGUGCUGUGAUGCAUCAUGGUAGCAUGAAAUUCAAGCAGAAGCAGCGCGAGGAGCAGGCUGAACCUGACGGCACUGAGGUGGCUGAUAAAAUCGCCUACCUCUUGGGCCUGAACUCUGCUGACAUGCUGAAAGCUCUGUGCUACCCAAGGGUCAAGGUCGGAAAUGAGAUGGUCACCAAAGGUCAGACCGUCCCACAGGUCAACAAUUCUGUCAUGGCUCUGUGCAAGUCUGUCUAUGAGAAAAUGUUCUUGUGGAUGGUCAUCCGUAUCAAUGAGAUGUUGGACACAAAGCAGUCAAGAUCAUUCUUCAUUGGAGUGUUGGAUAUUGCUGGAUUUGAGAUCUUUGAUUUUAACAGCUUGGAGCAGCUCUGCAUCAACUUCACUAAUGAAAAACUGCAACAGUUCUUCAACCACACCAUGUUUGUCCUGGAGCAAGAAGAGUACAAGAAAGAAGGCAUUGAAUGGGAGUUUAUUGACUUUGGUAUGGACUUGGCUGCCUGCAUUGAGCUUAUUGAGAAGCCAAUGGGUAUCUUCUCCAUCCUUGAAGAGGAGUGCAUGUUCCCCAAGGCUACAGACAUGUCUUUCAAGAACAAGCUGCAUGAUCAGCAUCUGGGCAAAACCAAGGCCUUUGAGAAGCCAAAGCCUGCAAAGGGCAAAGCCGAAGCUCAUUUCUCCCUGGUUCACUAUGCCGGCACAGUGGACUACAAUAUCACUGGCUGGCUGGACAAGAACAAGGACCCACUGAACGACUCAGUUGUUCAGCUCUACCAGAAGUCCUCAAACAAACUGCUUUGCUUACUGUAUGCAACUCAUGGUGCAGCUGAGGAGGGCGGUGGCAAGAAAGGCGGUAAGAAGAAGGGUGGUUCCUUUCAGACGGUGUCUGCUCUUUUCAGGGAGAACUUGGGCAAGCUGAUGACCAACUUGAGGAGCACUCAUCCUCACUUUGUGCGUUGCCUGAUUCCCAAUGAAACAAAGACCCCAGGUCUCAUGGAGAACUUCUUGGUCAUCCAUCAGCUGAGGUGUAACGGUGUGCUGGAGGGCAUCAGAAUCUGCAGAAAGGGCUUCCCCAGCAGAAUCCUCUACGGUGACUUCAAGCAGAGAUACAAAGUAUUGAAUGCCAGUGUCAUCCCUGAGGGACAGUUUAUUGACAACAAGAAAGCUUCAGAGAAGCUGUUGGGCUCCAUUGAUGUUGACCACACUCAGUACAAGUUUGGACACACAAAGGUGUUCUUCAAAGCUGGUCUGCUGGGUACCCUUGAGGAGAUGAGAGAUGAGAAACUGGCUUCCCUGGUAACCAUGACUCAGGCUCUCUGCAGAGGAUAUGUCAUGAGGAAGGAGUUUGUGAAGAUGAUGGAGAGGAGAGAGUCUAUCUACUCCAUUCAGUACAAUGUCCGCUCAUUCAUGAAUGUGAAGAACUGGCCAUGGAUGAACCUAUACUUCAAGAUCAAGCCUCUUCUGAAGAGUGCUGAGACUGAGAAGGAGCUGCAGCAGAUGAAGGAAAACUAUGACAAGAUGAAAACUGACUUGGCUACUGCUCUGGCCAAGAAGAAGGAACUGGAGGAGAAAAUGGUUUCCCUGCUGCAGGAGAAGAAUGACCUGCAACUCCAAGUGGCUGCUGAAACUGACAAUCUCUCAGAUGCUGAGGAAAGGUGUGAGGGACUCAUUAAGAGCAAGAUCCAGCUCGAGGCCAAACUCAAAGAGACAUCUGAGAGACUGGAGGAUGAAGAGGAAAUCAAUGCUGAGCUGACUGCCAAGAAGAGGAAGCUGGAGGAUGAAUGCUCUGAGCUGAAGAAGGACAUCGAUGACCUGGAGCUCACCUUGGCUAAAGUGGAGAAGGAGAAACAUGCCACUGAAAACAAGGUGAAAAACUUGACAGAGGAGAUGGCAUCUCAAGAUGAGUCCAUUGCCAAGUUAACCAAGGAGAAGAAAGCCCUCCAAGAGAGCCAUCAGCAAACACUGGAUGAUCUCCAGGCAGAGGAAGACAAAGUCAACACUCUGACUAAGGCCAAGACUAAGCUGGAACAGCAAGUGGACGAUCUUGAAGGCUCAUUGGAGCAAGAGAAAAAGCUCCGUAUGGACCUUGAGAGAGCCAAGAGGAAGCUUGAAGGAGAUCUGAAACUGGCCCAGGAAUCCAUCAUGGAUCUGGAGAAUGACAAGCAGCAAUCUGACGAGAAAAUCAAAAAGAAGGACUUUGAAACCAGUCAGCUCCUCAGCAAGAUUGAGGAUGAACAGUCUCUUGGUGCUCAGCUUCAGAAGAAGAUCAAGGAGCUCCAGGCUCGUAUUGAGGAACUGGAAGAGGAGAUUGAGGCUGAGAGGGCCGCUCGGGCUAAGGUAGAGAAGCAGAGAGCUGAUCUCUCCAGGGAGCUUGAGGAGAUCAGUGAGAGGCUUGAGGAGGCUGGUGGAGCAACAGCCGCUCAGAUUGAAAUGAACAAGAAGCGUGAGGCCGAGUUCCAGAAGCUGCGCCGAGACCUUGAAGAAUCCACCCUGCAGCAUGAAGCCACUGCAGCAGCUCUCCGCAAGAAGCAGGCCGACAGCGUUGCAGAGCUGGGAGAGCAGAUCGACAACCUCCAGCGUGUCAAACAGAAGCUGGAGAAGGAGAAGAGCGAGUACAAGAUGGAGAUUGAUGAUCUCUCCAGCAACAUGGAGGGUGUGGCCAAAGCUAAAGGCAACCUGGAGAAAAUGUGCAGAACUCUUGAAGACCAGCUGAGUGAGCUCAAAGCCAAAAAUGAUGAGAAUGUUCGCCAGCUAAAUGACAUUAAUGCACAGAGAGCAAGACUCCAGACAGAGAACGGUGAGUUUUCACGCCAGCUUGAAGAGAAAGAAGCCCUGGUUUCUCAGCUGACUAGGGGCAAACAGGCUUUCACUCAGCAGAUUGAGGAGCUCAAGAGACACAUUGAGGAGGAAGUGAAGGCCAAGAACGCCCUGGCCCAUGGUGUUCAGUCAGCCCGCCAUGACUGUGAUCUGCUCAGAGAGCAGUUUGAGGAGGAGCAGGAGGCCAAGGCUGAGCUGCAGAGAGGAAUGUCCAAGGCCAACAGUGAGGUGGCUCAAUGGAGAAGCAAAUAUGAGACUGAUGCUAUUCAGCGGACUGAGGAGCUGGAGGACUCCAAGAAAAAGCUUGCCCAGCGCCUGCAGGAGGCUGAGGAAUCCAUUGAGGCUGUGAACUCCAAGUGUGCCUCUUUGGAAAAGACCAAGCAGAGGCUGCAGGGUGAGGUGGAGGACCUCAUGAUUGAUGUGGAGAGAGCUAACUCUCUGGCUGCCAACCUUGACAAGAAGCAGAGGAACUUUGAUAAGGUCCUGGCAGAAUGGAAACAGAAGUAUGAAGAGGGUCAGGCAGAGCUGGAAGGAGCCCAAAAGGAGGCUCGCUCUCUCAGCACUGAGCUGUUCAAGAUGAAGAACUCCUAUGAGGAGGCUCUGGAUCACCUGGAGACCAUGAAGAGAGAGAACAAGAACCUGCAGCAGGAGAUCUCAGAUCUGACUGAACAAAUUGGUGAGACUGGAAAGAGCAUCCACGAGCUGGAAAAAGCCAAAAAGACUGUGGAGACUGAGAAGUCUGAAAUUCAGACAGCUUUGGAGGAAGCUGAGGGCACUCUUGAGCACGAGGAGGCCAAGAUUCUUCGUGUUCAGCUUGAGCUCAACCAGGUCAAAAGUGAGAUUGACAGGAAGCUGGCUGAGAAGGAUGAAGAGAUGGAGCAGAUCAAGAGAAACAGUCAGAGGGUGAUUGACUCCAUGCAGAGCACUCUAGAUUCUGAGGUCAGGAGCAGGAAUGAUGCCCUGAGAGUCAAGAAGAAGAUGGAGGGAGACCUGAAUGAGAUGGAGAUUCAGCUGAGCCAUGCCAACAGGCAGGCUGCUGAGGCCCAGAAACAACUGAGGAAUGUCCAGGGACAGCUCAAGGAUGCCCAACUGCACCUUGAUGAUGCUGUCAGAGGACAGGAAGACAUGAAGGAGCAGGUUGCCAUGGUGGAGCGCAGGAAUAGUCUGAUGGUGGCUGAGAUUGAGGAGCUGAGAGCUGCUCUGGAACAGACAGAGAGAGCACGCAAAGUGGCUGAACAGGAGCUGGUUGAUGCUAGUGAGCGUGUUGGACUGCUUCACUCUCAGAACACCAGCCUUAUUAACACCAAGAAGAAGAUGGAGGCUGACCUUGUCCAGGUUCAGAGUGAGGUGGAUGAUGCUGUUCAGGAAGCAAGAAAUGCUGAGGAGAAAGCCAAAAAGGCCAUCACUGAUGCUGCCAUGAUGGCUGAGGAGCUAAAGAAGGAGCAGGACACCAGCGCUCACCUGGAGAGGAUGAAGAAGAACCUGGAGGUCACAGUCAAGGACCUGCAGCACCGUCUGGAUGAGGCUGAGAAUCUCGCCAUGAAGGGUGGCAAGAAGCAGCUCCAGAAACUGGAGUCCAGGGUGCGUGAGCUGGAGUCUGAAGUUGACAGUGAGCAGAGACGUGGAGCUGAUGCUAUUAAAGGAGUUCGCAAAUAUGAGAGGAGAGUCAAGGAGCUGACCUACCAGACUGAGGAGGACAAGAAGAAUGUGAACAGACUUCAGGAUCUGGUGGACAAGCUGCAACUCAAAGUCAAGGCUUACAAGAGACAAGCUGAGGAGGCGGAGGAGCAGGCCAACACCCACAUGUCCAGGCUCAGGAAGGUUCAGCAUGAGCUGGAAGAAGCUCAGGAGCGUGCUGACAUUGCUGAGUCUCAGGUCAACAAGCUCAGAGCCAAGAGCAGAGACACUGGAAAGUCUGAAAGCGGUGAUCAAAGCUCCAAUAAAAGUGCCAUCAUGAGCACAGACGCGGAGAUGGAGCAGUAUGGCCCGGCGGCCGUUUUCCUCCGGAAGCCUGAAAGGGAGAGGAUUGAGGCCCAGACUGCUCCUUUUGAUGCCAAAACAGCUUUCUUUGUGGCUGAUGAAGCUGAGAUGUAUCUGAAGGGUAAACUGGUAAAGAAAGAGGGUGGCAAAGCCACAGUUGAUACAGAUACGGGAAAGAGUAUCACUGUGAAAGAGGAUGACAUACAUCCCAGGAACCCUCCAAAGUUUGAUAAAAUGGAGGACAUGGCCAUGAUGACCCACCUCAAUGAGCCAUCUGUGUUGUAUAACCUCAAAGAGCGUUAUGCAUCAUGGAUGAUCUAUACCUACUCUGGGUUGUUCUGUGUGGUCGUGAACCCCUACAAGUGGCUUCCUGUGUAUGACGCUACAUGUGUAGCAGCAUAUAGAGGCAAGAAGAGGAUUGAGGCUCCACCCCACAUCUUCUCCAUCUCUGACAAUGCUUAUCAGUUCAUGCUCACUGAUCGUGAGAACCAGUCUGUCCUGAUUACCGGAGAAUCUGGUGCAGGAAAGACUGUCAACACCAAACGUGUCAUCCAGUACUUUGCAACAAUUGCAGCUCUUGGUGGCAAAAAGGAGCAAACUGCCGGCAAAAUACAGGGCUCCCUGGAGGACCAGAUUGUAGCUGCCAACCCUCUGCUGGAGGCUUAUGGUAAUGCCAAGACUGUGAGGAAUGACAACUCUUCCCGUUUUGGUAAAUUCAUCAGGAUCCACUUUGGCACAAGUGGCAAGCUGGCUUCAGCUGAUAUUGAGACGUAUCUGCUGGAGAAGUCCCGUGUCACCUUCCAGUUGUCUGCUGAGAGGAGCUACCAUAUCUUCUAUCAGCUGAUGACAGGCCACAAGCCUGAGCUCCUUGAGGCUCUUCUGAUCACCACCAACCCCUAUGACUUCCCAAUGAUCAGUAUGGGUGAGAUCACUGUCAAGAGCAUCAAUGACAUUGAGGAGUUCAUUGCAACAGAUACUGCCAUUGACAUCCUGGGAUUCACUGCUGAUGAGAAAUUGAACAUCUUCAAACUGACUGGUGCUGUGCUGCAUCAUGGUAGCAUGAAAUUCAAGCAGAAGCAGCGUGAGGAGCAGGCUGAACCUGAUGGCACUGAGGAGGCUGAUAAAAUCGCCUACCUCCUGGGCUUGAACUCAGCUGACAUGCUGAAAGCUCUGUGCUACCCAAGGGUCAAGGUCGGAAAUGAGAUGGUCACCAAAGGUCAGACUGUCCCACAGGUCAACAAUUCUGUCAUGGCUCUGUGCAAGUCUGUCUAUGAGAAAAUGUUCUUGUGGAUGGUCAUCCGUAUCAAUGAGAUGUUGGACACAAAGCAGUCAAGAUCAUUCUUCAUUGGAGUGUUGGAUAUUGCUGGAUUUGAGAUCUUUGAUUUUAACAGCUUGGAGCAGCUCUGCAUCAACUUCACUAAUGAAAAACUGCAACAGUUCUUCAACCACACCAUGUUUGUCCUGGAGCAAGAAGAGUACAAGAAAGAAGGCAUUGAUUGGGAGUUUAUUGACUUUGGUAUGGACUUGGCGGCCUGCAUUGAGCUUAUUGAGAAGCCAAUGGGUAUCUUCUCCAUCCUUGAAGAGGAGUGCAUGUUCCCCAAGGCUACAGACACGUCUUUCAAGAACAAGCUGCAUGAUCAGCAUCUGGGCAAAACCAAGGCCUUUGAGAAGCCAAAGCCUGCAAAGGGCAAAGCCGAAGCUCAUUUCUCCCUGGUUCACUAUGCCGGCACAGUGGACUACAAUAUCACUGGCUGGCUGGACAAGAACAAGGACCCACUGAACGACUCAGUUGUUCAGCUCUACCAGAAGUCCUCAAACAAACUGCUUUGCUUACUGUAUGCAACUCAUGGUGCAGCUGAGGCUGAGGGCGGCGGCAAGAAAGGCGGUAAGAAGAAGGGUGGUUCCUUUCAGACGGUGUCUGCUCUUUUCAGGGAGAACUUGGGGAAGCUGAUGACCAACUUGAGGAGCACUCAUCCUCACUUUGUGCGUUGCCUGAUUCCCAAUGAAACAAAGACCCCAGGUCUCAUGGAGAACUUCUUGGUCAUCCAUCAGCUGAGGUGUAACGGUGUGCUGGAGGGCAUCAGAAUCUGCAGAAAGGGCUUCCCCAGCAGAAUCCUCUACGGUGACUUCAAGCAGAGAUACAAAGUAUUGAAUGCCAGUGUCAUCCCUGAGGGACAGUUUAUUGACAACAAGAAAGCUUCAGAGAAGCUGUUGGGCUCCAUUGAUGUUGACCACACUCAGUACAAGUUUGGACACACAAAGGUGUUCUUCAAAGCUGGUCUGCUGGGUACCCUUGAGGAGAUGAGAGAUGAGAAACUGGCUUCCCUGGUAACCAUGACUCAGGCUCUCUGCAGAGGAUAUGUCAUGAGGAAGGAGUUUGUGAAGAUGAUGGAGAGGAGAGAGUCGAUCUACUCCAUUCAGUACAACAUCCGCUCAUUCAUGAAUGUGAAGAACUGGCCAUGGAUGAACCUAUACUUCAAGAUCAAGCCUCUUCUGAAGAGUGCUGAGACUGAGAAGGAGCUGCAGCAGAUGAAGGAAAACUAUGACAAGAUGAAAACUGAUCUGGCUACUGCUCUGGCCAAGAAGAAGGAACUGGAGGAGAAAAUGGUUUCCCUGCUGCAGGAGAAGAAUGACCUGCAACUCCAAGUGGCUGCUGAAACUGACAAUCUCUCAGAUGCUGAGGAAAGGUGUGAGGGACUCAUUAAGAGCAAGAUCCAGCUCGAGGCCAAACUCAAAGAGACAUCUGAGAGACUGGAGGAUGAAGAGGAAAUCAAUGCUGAGCUGACUGCCAAGAAGAGGAAGCUGGAGGAUGAAUGCUCUGAGCUGAAGAAGGACAUCGAUGACCUGGAGCUCACCUUGGCUAAAGUGGAGAAGGAAAAACAUGCCACUGAAAACAAGGUGAAAAACUUGACAGAGGAGAUGGCAUCUCAAGAUGAGUCCAUUGCCAAGUUGACCAAGGAGAAGAAAGCCCUCCAAGAGAGCCAUCAGCAAACACUGGAUGAUCUCCAGGCAGAGGAAGACAAAGUCAACACUCUGACUAAGGCCAAGACCAAGCUGGAACAGCAAGUGGACGAUCUUGAAGGCUCAUUGGAGCAAGAGAAAAAGCUCCGUAUGGACCUUGAGAGAGCCAAGAGGAAGCUUGAAGGAGAUCUGAAACUGGCCCAGGAAUCCAUCAUGGAUCUGGAAAAUGACAAGCAGCAAUCUGACGAGAAAAUCAAGAAGAAGGACUUUGAAAUCAGUCAGCUCCUCAGCAAGAUUGAGGAUGAACAAUCUCUUGGUGCUCAGCUUCAGAAGAAGAUCAAGGAGCUCCAGGCUCGUAUUGAGGAGCUGGAAGAGGAGAUUGAGGCUGAGAGGGCCGCUCGGGCUAAGGUAGAGAAGCAGAGAGCUGAUCUCUCCAGGGAGCUUGAGGAGAUCAGUGAGAGGCUUGAGGAGGCUGGUGGAGCAACAGCCGCUCAGAUUGAAAUGAACAAGAAGCGUGAGGCCGAGUUCCAGAAGCUGCGCCGAGACCUUGAAGAAUCCACCCUGCAGCAUGAAGCCACUGCAGCAGCUCUCCGCAAGAAGCAGGCCGACAGCGUUGCAGAGCUGGGAGAGCAGAUCGACAACCUCCAGCGUGUCAAACAGAAGCUGGAGAAGGAGAAGAGCGAGUACAAGAUGGAGAUUGAUGAUCUCUCCAGCAACAUGGAGGGUGUUGCCAAAGCUAAAGGCAACUUGGAGAAAAUGUGCAGGACUCUUGAGGACCAGCUGAGUGAGCUCAAAACCAAAAAUGAUGAGAAUGUUCGCCAGCUAAAUGACAUUAAUGCACAGAGAGCAAGACUCCAGACAGAGAACGGUGAGUUUUCACGCCAGCUUGAAGAGAAAGAAGCCUUGGUUUCUCAGCUGACUAGGGGCAAACAGGCUUUCACUCAGCAGAUUGAGGAACUCAAGAGACACAUUGAGGAGGAAGUGAAGGCCAAGAACGCCCUGGCCCAUGGUGUUCAGUCAGCCCGCCAUGACUGUGAUCUGCUCAGAGAGCAGUUUGAGGAGGAGCAGGAGGCCAAGGCUGAGCUGCAGAGAGGAAUGUCCAAGGCCAACAGUGAGGUGGCUCAAUGGAGAAGCAAAUAUGAGACUGAUGCUAUUCAGCGGACUGAGGAGCUGGAGGAAUCCAAGAAAAAGCUUGCCCAGCGCCUGCAGGAGGCUGAGGAAUCCAUUGAGGCUGUGAACUCCAAGUGUGCCUCUUUGGAGAAGACCAAGCAGAGGCUGCAGGGUGAGGUGGAGGACCUCAUGAUUGAUGUGGAGAGAGCUAACGCUCUGGCUGCCAACCUUGACAAGAAGCAGAGGAACUUUGAUAAGGUCCUGGCAGAAUGGAAACAGAAGUAUGAAGAGGGUCAGGCAGAGCUGGAAGGAGCCCAAAAGGAGGCUCGCUCUCUCAGCACUGAGCUGUUCAAGAUGAAGAACUCCUAUGAGGAGGCUUUGGAUCACCUGGAGACCAUGAAGAGAGAGAACAAGAACCUGCAGCAGGAGAUCUCGGAUCUGACUGAACAAAUUGGUGAGACUGGAAAGAGCAUCCAUGAGCUGGAAAAAGCCAAAAAGACUGUGGAGACUGAGAAGUCUGAAAUUCAGACAGCUUUGGAAGAAGCUGAGGGCACUCUGGAGCACGAGGAGGCCAAGAUUCUUCGUGUUCAGCUUGAGCUCAACCAGGUCAAAAGUGAGAUUGACAGGAAGCUGGCUGAGAAGGAUGAAGAGAUGGAGCAGUUCAAGAGAAACAGCCAGAGGGUGAUUGACUCCAUGCAGAGCACUCUUGAUGCUGAGGUCAGGAGCAGGAAUGAUGCCCUGAGAGUCAAGAAGAAGAUGGAAGGAGACCUGAAUGAGAUGGAGAUUCAGCUGAGCCAUGCCAACAGGCAGGCUGCUGAGGCCCAGAAACAACUGAGGAAUGUCCAGGGACAGCUCAAGGAUGCCCAACUGCACCUUGAUGAUGCUGUCAGAGGACAGGAAGACAUGAAGGAGCAGGUUGCCAUGGUGGAGCGCAGGAAUAGUCUGAUGGUGGCUGAGAUUGAGGAGCUGAGAGCUGCUCUGGAACAGACAGAGAGAGCACGCAAAGUGGCUGAACAGGAGCUGGUUGACGCUAGUGAGCGUGUUGGACUGCUUCACUCUCAGAACACCAGCCUUAUUAACACCAAGAAGAAGAUGGAGGCUGACCUUGUCCAGGUUCAGAGUGAGGUGGAUGAUGCUGUUCAGGAAGCAAGAAAUGCUGAGGAGAAAGCCAAAAAGGCCAUCACUGAUGCUGCCAUGAUGGCUGAGGAGCUGAAGAAGGAGCAGGACACCAGCGCUCACCUGGAGAGGAUGAAGAAGAACCUGGAGGUCACAGUCAAGGACCUGCAGCACCGUCUGGAUGAGGCUGAGAAUCUUGCCAUGAAGGGUGGCAAGAAGCAGCUCCAGAAACUGGAGUCCAGGGUGCGUGAGCUGGAGUCUGAAGUUGAAAAUGAGCAGAGACGUGGAGCUGAUGCUGUUAAAGGAGUUCGCAAAUAUGAGAGGAGAGUCAAGGAGCUGACCUACCAGACUGAGGAGGACAAGAAGAAUGUAAACAGACUUCAGGAUCUGGUGGACAAGCUGCAGCUCAAAGUCAAGGCUUACAAGAGACAAGCUGAGGAGGCUGAGGAGCAGGCCAACACCCACAUGUCCAGGCUCAGGAAGGUUCAGCAUGAGCUGGAAGAAGCUCAGGAGCGUGCUGACAUUGCUGAGUCUCAGGUCAACAAGCUCAGAGCCAAAAGCAGAGACACUGGAAAGUCUGAAAGCGCUGAAUAAGAGACAACAGUUAAUUGAAACCUUCUGACAGAGUUCAUAAAAUAUGAACUAAAUUCUCUUCUUUCAAUUCAAUAAACUGUUGAACCAUUGUUUAA